Molecule: messenger RNA, 712 nt
Organism: Cucumis sativus (cucumber)
Lineage: Eukaryota; Viridiplantae; Streptophyta; Magnoliopsida; Cucurbitales; Cucurbitaceae
Product: ethylene-responsive transcription factor ERF022
Exons: 1
Coding region: 168-659 (163 amino acids)
Biological process (GO): regulation of DNA-templated transcription
Molecular function (GO): DNA-binding transcription factor activity; DNA binding
Source: RefSeq, a predicted model, not a curated record
CAAUAACUCUCAAUAUUAAACACAAUACACUCCAUCUCUCUCUCUAUAUCUCUCUCUCUAUUUAAACCAAAACAACAAACAAACCUUAUUCUUACUAUCCCUCACACUCUCUCUCACUCCCUUCCUUCCUUCCUUCCUUCCUUUCUUCCUCUAUUUCCAUAAAUAUAAUGGACCCCAAUUAUAGAGGCGUUCGUAAGCGCAAAUGGGGAAAAUGGGUUUCCGAAAUUCGUGAACCGGGCAAGAAGACCCGAAUUUGGCUCGGUAGCUACCAUCUCCCUGAAAUGGCUGCUGCCGCUUACGACGUCGCUGCCCUCCACCUCCGCGGCCCUGACGCCCGUCUCAACUUCCCUGACCUCGCUGACUCAUUCCCACGCCCUGCCAGCUCCUCCCCUGACCACAUUCAGGCCGCUGCCCACAUGGCUGCAUUGCGCUUCGCUAACACCAAGCCACCCGAACCGGCGCCUGCCCCGGUUCGGGUGGGGCUGUCGGCUAGUCAGAUUCAGGCGAUUAAUGAGUCGCCGUUGGAUUCUCCGACGAUGUGGAUGCAGAUGGCGGCGGAGGCGCUUUCUUUAGAGGGUCAUGAGUGGGAUGAUGAUGAAGAAUAUAAUUACUACAAUAACAUGCAACAUCAUCAUGAUCACUCUAUUUGGGAUUAUUAAUUCAUUAUUCAUCACUCUAAUUAUAUAUUAGUAAUUAUUAUUACUAUUAUUAA